Molecule: messenger RNA, 396 nt
Organism: Vicia faba (fava bean)
Lineage: Eukaryota; Viridiplantae; Streptophyta; Magnoliopsida; Fabales; Fabaceae
Source: the annotation of a GenBank genome assembly
AUGGCUAGAGGUUCCUCCAAACUUAAAUCUCUCAAUUUACAUGAUGUGUUAUAUAUGCCUAGCAUUACCAAAAAUCUUUUGAGUGUGUCUAAACUAGCUGUUGACAAUAACAUUCUUGUUGAGUUUGAUGCCAAUUAUUGUUUUGUGAAGGACAAGCUGACAGGGAAGGCAAUACUAAGAGGGACACUUAAGGAGAGAUUAUAUCAGCUCUCAGGGAUUGAAAAAGAUCAACAUGCUUAUAUAUCUCUCAAAGAGAGCUGGCAUAGAAGACUUGGUCAUCCUAACAAUAAAGUCCUAGAUAAAGUCUUAAAAAGCUGUAAUGUAAAACUAUCACCUAGUGAUCACUUUAGUUUUUGUGAGUCUGUCAAUAUGGAAAAUGCAUUUGUUACCAUUUAA